Molecule: messenger RNA, 1466 nt
Organism: Klebsormidium nitens
Lineage: Eukaryota; Viridiplantae; Streptophyta; Klebsormidiophyceae; Klebsormidiales; Klebsormidiaceae
Source: the annotation of a GenBank genome assembly
UUGGGGCCCCUCGGCGCAGGACCACUUUCGAAAAUGGUCGAAUUAAAUAUGGGGGGGUACCUACUACCAAUUACAAAAUGACGGCGCCCUAACGAGUUGGCCUGAGUUGGCUCCUCUUCGUCAGUUGUCACAUUCAUUCUGAUGGCAGCCAGGCACUCUGAUGCAGCAGCCUCAUGAUGAUUGUGUCAGGAACUUCAAACCCCAAGCUCGCAACGCUGGUCUAGUGUAGUGUAGGCGGCUGCCGCAAAUAUAAACUGAAGGGGCCAUGACGGGGCCAGGACAUCAUUUCUAGAAGUUCCUAAACUUGUAUCCAGAAACGACGGGACAGAAUUAAUUCUCACGUCAUUCACCGCAGCAACGGCCCUUCGAUGGAGGCGGCUUGUCAAGCUUGCAACGUCGUCCGGGUUCUAGAUUUGCCAGAGCCUCGGAGUCGAGCGUGGUCAAACUCAAUACCUGUUUCACCACUUCCAAGGAGAAGGUACCAGGCACGCAAGGGGGCGGGCACUUCUCCAGGCGCAGCUCCCUGUUUACGGGAUACAGAAAGAGGCCACAGCCGGCCACUCCGCAGAAUCACCUGCGCCGUCGCCGCCCCCGAAGCACCUGGCAGCAUAAAUGCCCCCAUCCACACCACCGACAACCGACAAGGGCCCGUAGUCGUGAUAGAUAACUACGACAGCUUCACAUACAACCUGUGCCAGUACCUGGGGGACCUCGGGUGCGAGCACGUCGUGUUCCGGAAUGAUGAGAUCAGCGUCCCCGAGCUUCGGGAGAUGGCGCCCCGGGGGCUCCUGAUCUCGCCCGGGCCAGGGACGCCUGAGGACUCGGGGAUUUCCCUGGAGACGGUGCGCGAGCUGGGGCCGAGCGUUCCGCUGUUUGGGGUGUGCAUGGGGCUGCAGUGCAUUGGGCAAGCCUUCGGGGGGCGAAUAGUCCGGGCACCACAUGGCGUCAUGCAUGGGAAAACAUCUCCAGUUUACCACAACCAAACCGAUCAAGAGUCGGGACUUCUGGUGGGCCUGAGCAACCCCUUCACUGCUGCGCGGUACCACAGCCUGGUCAUCGAGCGGGAGACCUUCCCCAACGACGAGCUGGAGAUCACGGCAUGGACCGAGGACGGCCUCGUCAUGGGAGCGCGGCACCGGAAGUACCCGCACAUCGAGGGCGUCCAAUUCCAUCCCGAAAGUAUCAUUACACAGAACGGAAAGCAGAUCGUCAACAAUUUCAUCUCGAAGUUAGUGCUCAUGAAAGCCUCCCAAGGUACAGGCUCGUAGAUCGUCCUGGGUUGAAUUAAGUUGUUUGAAUAUUCAGAGUGCAUGCUGAAAAACGAUUACCAACACAAUCUAGCAUACCGAUGGCAUGCCCCUAAAACGAAAAAGUGCGCGUACUACAAUGCGGGCUGGCAAGCACGUCGUACUCAAAAGUCACAAUAAACUCGGUCUCUAUACCGGCUUACAUCUCCAUGGGUCCAC